Molecule: messenger RNA, 1830 nt
Organism: Meloidogyne enterolobii
Lineage: Eukaryota; Metazoa; Nematoda; Chromadorea; Rhabditida; Meloidogynidae
Source: the annotation of a GenBank genome assembly
UUUUAUGCGCGUUAAUGAGGAAUGUUUUAUUACAGGAGAAAGGUUAAUGAGAGUGUUUUUACUUGUGUUUUUGUUCUGAUUGUUUUUGAGUUAAUUCUGAUUUUAAUUUUUGUGUUUUUGUUUUCAUGUGUUUUCUACGUAAUUCUGAUUUUUGUGUUUUUGUUUAUUAAUUCUGGUUUUUAUUAAAUUCUGAUUUCAUAAUUCUGAUUUAAAAUUCUGAUUUUGUAUUUUAUAAUUCUGAUUUUUGUAUUUUUGUUUUUAAAUUCUGGUUUUUAUUAAAUUCUGAUUUCAUAAUUCUGUUUUUUUAAUUCUGAUUCUAUUCAAAUUCUGAUUAAUUCUGAUUUCAUGUGUUUUUAUUCCUAAUUCUGAUUUUAAAUUCUGGUGUCUGUAUUUCUCUUUUUAAUUCUGAUUUUAUUAAAAUUCUGAUUGUGUUUCUCCUUUCUUUUAUUUUUUAAUUAUUCUUUUUCAGAAUUCAUUCUCAACAUUCUGAUUUUAUUAUGGAUUAUUUUACAUUUUCUCUCUUAAUUUACAACGCUAUUUUUAUUCAAAUAUGAUAAAAAUUAUAGAACAACACAAAAAUGUAUUUAUGCAAAUCACAAAUCAAUUGUCGGUUAUCUUCUUAUAACUAGGUAUGUUUAUUUUAAAAAUUAAAUUUCUAUUUUAAAUUUAAUAAAUAAUGCGACUUUCUUUUCUGGCUAUUUUAAUAAUUAUUUUAGUAUUUAUACAUUAUUCUUAUAUUUAUUCUGUGCCUCAAUGUCAAUUUGGCGAAUGCUCUUCGUGGGAUAUUUUAUUGCUUCCUUUAUUAACCGACAAAUUUACCCAAGUUAGCCUUCUCAAAGCAAUUGUUCGUUCAAUGUUGUGUGGCUGCCGUUGGUAUUUUGAUGAACAAAUCAAGAUUGAAUUGGCAACUAAAAAUGGGUCUUUUGUACAUAUUAAAGAUCCAAUUUCUUUUCCUGAAUUUGAACAAUUGGAUCAAUUCAAAUUUACACAAACUGAACGUCAUUCUAACAAAAGUUAUUGGAAGAUUUGUGUUGAUAAAGCUGUGGCCAAUAUUGAAGGUUUUAAAAACAAUUCUAAUUUAACAACAGCAAAAAUAGAAGAAAGGAAGAGAGGACGUUUUGUAUUUGUAAUUACUGAUUUUGAGAGGAGUCGAAAUGGAAACGAGAGAGAUUUUCUACAAGAUAUUGACCAUCAAUUAGCAGAGAAUGGUGUUUUCUUUCGAUAUGUUCAGCUGAAAUUUGAUGACCAUAAACAGACUCAAAUUACAACUGGCGGAGGAAAGUCGUCAACGAUAAAUGAACGAAUCCGUAACAUUAGUUCAAACAUAAUUCGUGUAGCUAUUGUGGAACAAGGCUCAGAUUUUGAUGCUUUUGUAAUUGUUCGUCCUUGCCCUCAACUGAAUGAUGCUGAAAAGAUUCGUGAAUAUUCGUGAGCUUUUUUUUAAUUUUUUUGAUGGGCUGUCGUCUCUCAAUCUGGGAUGUCCUCAACUGUUAUUUUUUCCUGUUUGUGGAUUUUUUCUUAUUUUUUUUUUGCAAUUUUUUGCGGAUUUUCCGUUAUUUGCGGAUUUUGCCCAUUUUUGCGUAUUUUUUCUAUUUUUUAGUACCUCUCGCCUUUCAAACGCGCCUGAUUUUUUGUUUUUAACCCCCUACCUUUUAGUUAUGUCCAGCACUUUUACUAUGAGAAUUGGCUUCUUAGAAGUAAGUUCUCAAAAAUUCUUAAAAAUUCAUUUCCCCUCUCAUAUUUUUCGAUCCUCGAGGUGCUGUAAUUGGCUUUGCACUUUGUCUAUUUGCCAUUCUUUGCGCUAUUUCCUCCUAUUUAUUUCAUAUUUGG